Molecule: messenger RNA, 3604 nt
Organism: Carassius auratus (goldfish)
Lineage: Eukaryota; Metazoa; Chordata; Actinopteri; Cypriniformes; Cyprinidae
Product: transmembrane protein 56-B-like
Exons: 7
Coding region: 1754-2545 (263 amino acids)
Biological process (GO): lipid homeostasis
Cellular component (GO): membrane; endoplasmic reticulum
Source: RefSeq, a predicted model, not a curated record
UUGUCAGCAAAAUAAAAUUCCCCAUGUUCCUGUGUCUCCAGUAAAAGUGUCUGGAGUGUUCAUUUCACUUAGCCUCAGCAGCAAGCGCUGGGAUUGCUAUUAGUUUCCAUUUUAUUUUCCAUGAGCAGAACUCUUCUGGGUGAACGGUUAAUCAAACAGGAAUGCCUCGUUGCUCCAUCCCUGAGGCACAACAUGCAGACAGACUCAACAACAACAACAACAGCAGCAAUAAACUGUGCUUUAGAGGGGGAUGGGAUGUUAUUACCUGAAGCUGCUGCAAGACUAACAGCUCUGCCCUAAACUUGCUCCAUUAUGCCUCUAAAUACAAGAAACCCCUGCAGUGUUACUGUUGGAGUUCUUUCAAAGAAGGUUAGGGUUUAUUUUUUUUUUUUGGUAAUAGAUUUAAGCUGAAGGUCUGGCUGAGGAUUCAGGAUAUUGAGGACAACAGGGCUGUCCUUGCUAAAUAUGCAACAUUCAUUUACCAAUAGUGUCCUUGUUCGGACAUAAUCAACCACCCUUUCCAGGUCCAACACAAGCUAUGUUAAAGAGAAAAAGUUAGCCAGCUGGACGUCACACUCCAUCUAGUGGUUCCUCUAUGCCAUGAAGUUCAUUUCGGAUUCAGAGAUAGAAAAUUACACUGGCCAACUGCAUACAAGAGAAGGCACUUACUGAGUUAAUAUGGAGAGUGGAGAGGGAGAUGGCUGUUGGAUUUGCAUUCGCAAUCUCUACGCCAUCCUCCCCUAGAUGAGCACCUGAGAUUCACAGAUCUCUUAAACCCUGCAUUUAUUCUCGUGUCCAGCUGUGUUCAUGCACACUCUCCAUGGCCAGUUCAACAUGGGUCUUUCAUAGCGGAAAGGGUAAGUCUGAUCAUGCAAUAUAUGCUGCCAUAAUUAUUUUUUUAAGGAUGCAUGCAAGUCAUUUCAUAGUCACCAAGAAGCAGGACAGAUUUAGGUGUUGCAAGAGAAAAUGAAUUUGCAUGAAUCUAUUAAUCUGACAAAGGAAAUGAUAAACAUAACAUGUCCUACUGCUACUGAUUAUUUGGCUAUUUUACUCCUACUGUGCAAUAUAAAGUGUACAUGCACACUUACAUUUCAUUUCUUUUCUUUUCUAGUUCCAAAUCUAGUUGUCAAAUACACCUGGCAAUGUAUAUUACAAGCAUUGUUGGCUCCUUGACAAAUUGGUUUUGUUCCUCUUGUGACUCACUCAGAUAAAAGCAUGUUUGAGUAUAACUGCACAUUUCAGAGAAACAGUAGAAUUCAAAUCUGACAAGGUCACCUCGGCUUGACUUCAUCCUACUAUCAGUUACUAAUAGCACUGAAGCUUGAUGCCUUUUUCAAGGGUACGAGGACAAAGCAGGGGAGUGGUCAUGUCCCAGUGGACCAUAACAAUGCCACAUUGAUCACACUCAUUGAUUUCCUGCUGUUUCAUUUCGAUCGCUGUCCAUACUACAGAAAUGUAUAGCCAGGGUAACAUGUACACGCUCACCUCAGCCAGAAGUUAGUGUGUGCAGCACAAACCCACACAAUCAGCUGUUUCCUAGGGGACGCCGAGGUCUUUGGGACUCGGAUGCAACUCAGACUGCACAAAAGCGACGCGUGCCUCCUAUAAAUCACGGACGGAGCAACCUGAGACGUGUUUGAGUCGGCUGACCUCUGGAUGGCUGUGCGGCUGUGUCAGCACAUAUGCAAAUGCUUCUGUAUACUGGGUGACUUGGCAGUAGAAAGGUACUGCGGCAGCUCAGGGCUCAGCAGGCAUGGAGCCUCUCAGCCUGCAGGUGCUGAUGAUUGUAGCAGGGAGCUUCUUGGGCUUCCAGUGGCUGUUCCACAGAGGUAGCCCUUGGGUGUCUGAGAAGCUCUGCGAAGGCUUCCUGAGGCUCAGCCCUACACAAAGGACAGAGUGGAACUCCAGGGCCGUCUCAACAGUGCAUGCCUUGGUUGUGGGACUUUUCUGUCUCUACAUAUAUAUCUUAGAUGAACCUAUCCAGAAAGACCCAGUCUGGGGAGAUGCCACUCUGGUGAAGCUAAAUGUGGCCGUUACCUCAGGCUACCUAAUCUCAGAUCUCUUUCUCAUGUUUACUUCAUGGGAGUCUAUAGGAGAGAAAUAUUUUGUCAUACAUCAUUUUGCUGCUCUCUAUGCAUACUACUAUGUGCUGAGUCUAGGGAUAUUGCCUUACUUUGCUAAUUUCCGCCUGCUUUCAGAAUUCUCCACCCCCUUUGUGAACCAGCGUUGGUUUUUUCACAUGUUGGGCUACCACAAACUUUCCAAACCGAGUCUGAUUAAUGGUGUCGCCAUGGCAUUUACAUUCUUUUUGGUGAGGAUUGCGGUCAUUCCAGGCUACUACAGCCAUAUGUACAUGGUCUUUGGUACGGAUGACUUCUACCGAUUACCGCUGGGGGGCCGCAGUGCCUGGGUUAUUUCCAGCAUGUCUUUGGAUGUUAUGAACAUCAUGUGGAUGCGCAGAAUCAUCCGUGGCUGUCUCAAAGUCCUUCGCUCGGCCUGGUUGAGAAAAACAGGAGCUGAGAUGGAAACUAGAAAGACAGACUGACAUGGACAUACAGACAGGAAAUGAACACAUCAGCACACAAACCUUCCAUCUCUUUCAUGUCCAACCUGAUGCUGGAGUGCUAAUGCUAUGUUUUGCUAUUCCUGCUGCUGUAAUGCUGUGGUAUCAUAGUUGUGAGAAACCAUUUAUUAUAUUAAUAAUGACUGACAUGAUGUCAUCUUCAAAUAUGGGCUCAGCUGGAGGAACUCAAUCACAGCGCUCCUUAACGUUUUAAGUUAUCAGGUGAUUAAGAGACAUGAGACUGAUCACAUGUACAAUCAGGAAAACAGUUUGUGGUUGCACUAUUUAUUAUAAAGCUGCUAUUAUGAACAACCAACUUGCCUUUAUGCAAUUAACAAAGCAACAGCACAUCUGAAUUUCCACAAACAUACACAGUGUGUGCCUGUAGACAAUUUUUUUGACAAUAUGGAGAGGGUUAUGCAAACAGAGGAAAUUGCCAUUAUAAAUGUAAUCGAAAUGUUAUAUGGGUGAAAGAUCCUUUGCAGCUCAGCAGUGCAGGAUGUCAUCCUCAAGAAACCGUGCAUGUCUAUGUAAUUAUUGCAUAUAUGGAGAACACUAUGUAUGGAGAGUAUAAUAUAUGUCUGGAAUGGAAAAUGUAUAAGGUGAAACAAUAAUGUUAUAUAAUAGUCUAUUAGUUUCUGAAAAUCUAUAACUUGAUGCAGCUGUGUAUGUAUAAGCUUUUUGCUUGUAGUAUGUGGUUGGCUGGAUUUGGAAUAAUUAGCCUAUAUAAGCUUCAAUAAGGUAAGGCUUUUCAGGUUAUUUAUUAUUAUUUACUUAAUAGUUAUUUAUGUGGUUAAAAUCAACAAUAUGAUUCUUGAAAAAUGUGUAUAAGCUUUUCCAACUGGAAUGAAUUUCUACAAAUUGUGAUGUCUGUGAUGUCAAAAAUGCUCAUGUGAGUGACCAGGGAUGCGUGUUUCUGUGGUGUAACAAUAAUGUUUAAUCUGAAUAAACAACUUCGUUUUAAUAUGUUAGUCCAUGAGGUUAUAAGAGAACAAUGCCAAAUCUCUUAUUUAAAUUUUUACUUACAGGGACAAUUUUACU